AUGGAGCCUCCCCCUUCUCUGAGCUUGGCUCUGCUAGGAGGGAGCGAGGACGAGGACCAGCGCUUCCUCCUUCCCCUGGGCAGUAUCACACAUCCCGCCACCGCUGGCAACCAGCCAGGAUCCAACCACUCCAACCACAUGGGAGGAUCCAGCCUGGACCGUCUGAACGGCAGCACCCCAUCCCAGUCGCCUGCCACGCCCAACCUGCCCCCAACGUCGCUCCCCAAGUUGCCCCUGUCCUCCUCUGGAGCGCAGCCGCUGCCCCCGCCCAUCCCCAACGCCCUGCACCCCACCAGCACCCCGCUCUCCUCUUGCUUGGGUUCACAGCACAGCCUGAGCGGGGACAACUCCCCAGUCUACAACGCCCUCUUCUACGCCUCCCACUCGCCCUCCAUGGAGCGGGAGAGGGACAGGGAGCGGGACCGGGACAGGGAGCGAGAGAGGGGCUGCAAGCACCGGCAGGCCAGCCCGCUGGUCCACCGCAGGGACAGUAACCCCUUCACAGAGAUCGCCAUGAGCUCCUGUAAGUACACAGGUGGAGUCAUGAAGCCCCUGAGCCGCCUCAGCGCCUCCAGGAGAAACCUGAUCGAGUCAGACAGCAGCAGCGAAACCAAAGAGGGCGGCGUUUCGGCUGUUGCGGGGGCGACGGCCGCCGGGGGUCACGAGCGGCAGCGCGAGCCCCCUCCGACCUACGCGAUGACCCAGGCCUCCGCCAACCAGCCCCCCGCCCAGAGCCCCCCGGAGAUCGUCAUUUCGUCCAAAGAAGACUCGCCGUACCCCAGGAGCGCGUACGACAUCAGCGACUCCACGUCCAACCAGAUGUCCAUCUACCAUCAGAACCACGCGCUGGUGGAGAGCCGGCGGGCGCAGUCGGGGCGGGGGAGCCGGCAGGGAGGGGUCGGGGCGGUGGGCACCGGCGCCCGGGGCAGCACCUCCAAGGCCCCCAAACGGAAGAACCAAAACAUUGGCUAUAAGCUGGGCCACCGCAGGGCACUGUUCGAGAAAAGGAAGAGGCUGAGCGACUACGCCCUCAUCUUUGGGAUGUUUGGCAUCGUCGUCAUGGUGAUCGAGACGGAGCUGUCCUGGGGCGUGUACAGCAAGAGCUCCAUGUAUUCACUGGCCCUGAAGUGUCUGAUCAGCCUGUCCACAGUCAUCCUGCUGGGGCUCAUCAUAGCCUACCAUGCUCGGGAAGUCCAGCUGUUCGUCAUCGACAACGGAGCGGACGACUGGCGCAUCGCCAUGACCAUGGAGAGGGUUCUGCUCAUCGCCCUGGAGCUGCUGGUGUCGGCGGUGCACCCGGUGCCCGGCGACUUCAAGUUCCAGUGGCGCGCCCGGCUGGCCUUCUCGUACGCGCCUUCGCAGGCCGAGGCUGACCUGGACAUGGUGCUGAGCGUGCCCAUGUUCCUGCGCCUCUACCUCAUCGCCAGAGUCAUGCUCCUGCACAGCAAGCUCUUCACCGACGCCUCCUCCCGGAGUAUAGGUGCCCUAAAUAAGGUCCAUUUUAACACACGGUUUGUAAUGAAAACACUCAUGACCAUCUGCCCUGGGACGGUGCUGCUGGUCUUCAGCAUCUCUCUGUGGAUCAUCGCUGCCUGGACUGUACGGGUGUGUGAGAGGUAUCACGAUGCCCAGGAUGUGACCAGCAAUUUCCUAGGAGCCAUGUGGCUCAUCUCCAUCACUUUCCUGUCCAUCGGCUACGGAGACAUGGUUCCUCACACCUACUGUGGCAAAGGAGUCUGUCUGCUCACAGGCAUCAUGGGUGCUGGAUGCACGGCUCUGGUGGUUGCCGUGGUAGCCAGGAAGCUGGAGCUGACCAAGGCCGAAAAACACGUACACAACUUCAUGAUGGACACGCAACUCACCAAGAGGAUAAAGAACGCGGCGGCGAACGUGCUGCGGGAGACCUGGCUCAUCUACAAACACACCAAGCUGAUGAAGAAGAUCGACCACUCCAGAGUUCGCAAACAUCAGCGGAAGUUUCUCCAGGCUAUACAUCAAUUACGCAGUGUGAAAAUGGAGCAGAGGAAACUCAGCGAUCAGGCCAACACACUAGUGGACCUCUCGAAGAUGCAGAGCGUCAUGUACGAGCUCAUGUCCGAGCUCAACGACCGCAGCGAGGACCUGGAGCGCCAGAUGCUGUCCCUGGAGCAGCGGGUGGAGCAGCUCACGGCGGGCUUCAACGCGCUGCCGGCGCACCUCUCCGCGACGCUCAGCGCCCAGCACGCCGCCCUGGUCCACCUGCUCCGGGAGAGGGAUUCCAGGGACGGCAGAGGAGGGGGCGGCGGCGGCGGCGGCGGCGGUGGGGCCGUGGUCCCGCUGUCGCCGGCCGCCUCCUUACCGACCGCGACCCCGACGACGCCGGUGUCUCCGGUGCAGGCCGCGUCUCCCACACAACCCUCAUUUCAGGUCUCGACUCCAGCCUUGGAGUCCCCCCUGUCGCCCCCGCCCCAGAGCCCCGAAGGGAGCCAGGAGGCCAGUCCCAACGCCUGCACCUCCAGCUGCUGAGGACAGCUCCCGGGACCAGGAAGAGACAGAUCUGGGAACCAAACAGGGAGAGAAAGAGAGAGAGAAAGAGAGAGAGAGAGAGAGAGAGACGGUGUCGGCGCUCUCACUUCAGACUACAGGAGAGAAAUGAGGGAGGAGGUGAGAAAUGUGCGGCGAUCCUCUGAAACUAACGCUUCACGAGGGAGGGAGGAACGCGGGACGACGAGGAGGAAUAAUGGGAUUAAGAUGGAGGGCCGGUAUGACUGAUGAGACAUGUUAGCAACUUUGGGGUGCUUUUUCUUGACGGAGGAAGGAGAAGAAAAAUGGAGACUCUACAAGGUGUGAGGGGGAGGAAGGAUGUCAGAAUGCUGAGAAAUGGAGGUGGAGAGACUGGGGAGGGGGAAGAAAAGAGGAGGAGAAAUAACGAGGAAUAAUUAUAUGAACUCCUAAAUGGAAUCCACUCCAAUUACUGAAAAAGGCCUUUUAUUCUCUUUAUCUCUCUUUCCUCUUUCUCCGUCUCUCCCUCCGUUCUUCCCCCUCUCCCAAUCUCUCACUUGCUUCAUCAGGAAUUAAUGACCAUGACUUUUUAUCCUUAUGAUGUAUUUUCUAUCUGAAUGCUAAUUGUGUGUUAACGAGCAUCCCUUUAACAGAAGGUUCGAUCAAUACGACCAUGAUAA
Molecule: messenger RNA, 3161 nt
Organism: Salarias fasciatus (jewelled blenny)
Lineage: Eukaryota; Metazoa; Chordata; Actinopteri; Blenniiformes; Blenniidae
Gene: kcnn3
Product: potassium intermediate/small conductance calcium-activated channel, subfamily N, member 3
Exons: 9
Coding region: 1-2505 (834 amino acids)
Biological process (GO): potassium ion transport
Cellular component (GO): membrane
Molecular function (GO): small conductance calcium-activated potassium channel activity; calmodulin binding
Source: RefSeq, a predicted model, not a curated record